AUGGGCAUCCCCGGGCUCACCAGAACACUCAAACCCUAUGCGGUGGACACAACGCUCAGGGGCAAAAGCGUCGUCGUAGAUGGGCCAGCCCUCGUGCACCGAGUCUGGGAGACUGUCAUGGCGAACCAGACUAGAGCGAGUGUGAUCCUUGGUCACAUAUCCUACCAGCAGCUUGUUCAAGCUGUCAUCGACUGGCUCGACAGGCUGCGAGCCUGUGGGGUGCAUGUGCGGCGGAUCUACUUUGACGGCUAUCUACCGCCCCGAAAGUGGGAAAUUAGACGGAAACGUCUUGUCACUCAGUCACAGCAGAUGCAACAGUUGACCACUCACUACCGGGCAACAGGGGUAAAGGCAGCUCACGUAGAUCCUUCUUCAAGUUUUGCCCUCCAUCAUCCGAUAAGCGACGCGCAAGCACUGCCAAAGCAUGCGUUCCUGGUACCCGCUGCGGUUGAGGCCUUGAUGCAGUCCCCAGACUGGAAAUCUGUCGUCCGAGUUGUGCCGGGCGAGGCUGACGCCUUCUGUGCUGACGAUGUUAGGCAAAGUGGGGGCAUAGUACUGACUGCAGACUCAGACCUCUUGAUUGAAGACCUUGGACCGGAAGGAUCUGUAGUGUUCUUUUGGGACCUUUUUGAAAAGUCCGCGGAUGGAAGGGAAGACAUAAGCGCACAGGAGUACACACCUCGAGACAUCGAGGCUCGUCUUGAUCUCGACAAGUCCGGAGGACUCUCCCGCCUUGCCUUCGAGCUCGGCAGCAACAAGAUCAGCUUCAAUCAGGCGAUUGAACACGCUGCGUCAAAAAUGUUCACCAACCCGGCACGGGAAAUGGCAUACGAGAAAUUCCUCCAAGAUCACAUGCCAGAAGAGUAUAUUCCUUCGGACCACCCAGUUGUCUCUGUGCUAUCCACGUUGGACCCGCGGAUCUCGGAAGUGACAAUACAGUCCUUGAAUAUUCAACUUUCCGAAUCGGCCAGCGUAUCAGCACCAGAUCGUACGCCCCGGGGACCAGAACAUCUCUCAAUGUUCCUCCCUGUUCUAAUCGAAGACCACCGGCGAAAGAGCGCCUGGGAAUCUAGCCAGACUAUCCGGCAGCUGGCAUACGGCCUUGCUCAGCCACCUGGCCAGGAGACCCAUAGCACCACCAUCGAAUAUCGAACGCUGCUCUCAGAGUUAGGAGGACGCCGGGCCACAAUACCUGCACCAGAGAUAAUGGACGAGUGGUGCGAGCAGUUGGUGACAACUCUAGACCAGAUCGAAUCUCACGUCACGCCACCUGAGUUGAGGUGGCUGGCUUUCGCGGUGCUCCAGGAGAUCCAAGCUUCGUCAUCAGAAGAGAGAUAUCCUCUAGCCUUGAACGCGUUGAAGGGAGCUGUUCAGCAGCCCAACAAAGGCAAAAGAGCAAGCACGUAUUCUUGGGAUAUUAUCCAUUUCACCGCAGUAUACCAGGCUUCGCUAUACUCGCUGAGAAUGCUCCGGCAAGUAAUGGAGGCAAGAAUAGCCUUGUCGCUGGUGAAAGUCUCAGACACUCAACAGCAAUUGCGCCGGCGCCUCCUUGGUUUGCCGAGUAUUGUCGAAUACCCUGCUGUUGAGGACAGUAUCAAACUUUUGCGUAAAUUCCAGGAAUCACGAUGUCUCUCGGCCAUAUGCAAAGUCUUGGGCAUUCCCAUCGACUCAUUUGAGAUUCCGCCUAAGCAGGGAUCCAAAGCAGACGCUAAACAACACGCCUCACGCGGUAACGGCGGCAAAUCAACUCAGGCAAGGUCGACGAACCCGUUUGACAUCCUGGACUCAAUUUGA
This is a messenger RNA of Neoarthrinium moseri, 1794 nucleotides long. RefSeq lists its product as uncharacterized. NCBI's taxonomy places the organism in Eukaryota, Fungi, Ascomycota, Sordariomycetes, Amphisphaeriales, Apiosporaceae. The transcript has 2 exons. The coding region runs from base 1 to 1794 and encodes 597 amino acids. The record is from RefSeq and is a predicted model, not a curated record.